This is a messenger RNA of Papaver somniferum (opium poppy), 1161 nucleotides long. RefSeq lists its product as uncharacterized. The record is from RefSeq and is a predicted model, not a curated record. The transcript has a single exon. NCBI's taxonomy places the organism in Eukaryota, Viridiplantae, Streptophyta, Magnoliopsida, Ranunculales, Papaveraceae. The coding region runs from base 200 to 907 and encodes 235 amino acids.
UUCAAAAAAAAGAAAACUCCCCUCUUAGAAAGAGAGAGAGAAAGAGGAGACCUAAUCUCCCAGUCUCUUUUCCUCUUGAAAACCAGAUCCAGAUUAAGCCGCCGAAAUCAUCCAUCUGUCUUCCACACCAACCGCAUUAUUUUCGUUUCAUCGUUUUGUUGGAUUUGAUUUUAUCCUUUUUUAGAGACUACAUCGGAGAAUGUCGUCUGUGAAUUGGGAACUCAAAGGUUGUUGCAAGCAGGAUCAGAAGAUCUUCCUUGCUACAAUCGGAAUCUGUACAGUUGUAAUUCUUGCUCUAUGGAGGACAAUACUGUUAACACCAUUCAAACUCAUCACUGUAUUUCUUCACGAAGCCAGUCAUGCCAUCGCUUGUAAACUAACAUGUGGUCAUGUUGAAGGGAUCCAAGUUCACGCAAACGAAGGUGGAGUGACACAAACACGCGGCGGCAUAUAUUGGGUGAUUUUACCUGCUGGAUACCUUGGUUCAUCGUUUUGGGGAAUGGUUUUUAUUCUUGCAUCUACAAAUCUUCUUACUGCUAGAAUUGCUGCUGGAUGCCUUGGUGUUGCGUUGCUUAUAGUUCUCUUCGUGGCAAAGAAUUGGACUCUGAGAGGACUUUGCAUCGGAUUUAUUAUUUUCCUUGCAGUGUUUUGGUUCUUGCAAGAGAAAACAAGUGUCCGCAUUCUUCGAUACAUUAUACUUUUCAUUGGUGUGAUGAACAGCUUGUUUUCGGUUUAUGAUAUCUAUGAUGAUACCAUUUCUAGAAGAGUGAAUUCUAGUGAUGCAGAGAAGUUUGCAGAAGUUUGUCCUUGCCCUUGCAAUGGUGUUGGAUGGGGAGUCAUUUGGGGACUUGUAUCGUUUAUGUUUCUUUGUGGAGCUGUCUACCUUGGGCUUGUUAUAUUGUCUUGAGUUUAGGUAUUAAUUGCUCCAUCAAGAGCAAUUCUGAUUGUUAGUAGCCUGAUUGCUAGUAGCUUUAAGUUAGGUGUGUCUGAUUAUACUAUUCUUUCUGCGCAUUACCCUCACGGGGUUGUCAUUGUUUAUUUUUGACAGAGGAGCGAUAACUAUUCAUUGUUAAGCUCAUGUCCAAUUUCUUUACAACUACAUGGAUUGUUUAUAGUUUCAGUUCAUUCAAGCUUCAUUGUUUUCCUAUUUUUCUGGACGCA